Molecule: messenger RNA, 5317 nt
Organism: Micropterus salmoides (largemouth bass)
Lineage: Eukaryota; Metazoa; Chordata; Actinopteri; Centrarchiformes; Centrarchidae
Product: neuroligin-4, X-linked-like
Exons: 8
Coding region: 1-2631 (876 amino acids)
Biological process (GO): neuron cell-cell adhesion; presynaptic membrane assembly; synaptic vesicle endocytosis
Cellular component (GO): synapse; postsynaptic specialization membrane; cell surface
Molecular function (GO): signaling receptor activity; neurexin family protein binding
Source: RefSeq, a predicted model, not a curated record
AUGUCUGGGUUGAGGGUCACGAGAAGUCCCUCCCCCUUGUCUCCGCUCCCAUCCUUUUCCUCCCCGUUUGGGUUUCUAUUCCGCCUCCUAUCCCUCUGCCUCGCCAUUUCUCUCUAUCCGGCCUCCUCAUCUGCGCAGCAGACUGUGCCUGUCAUCUCCACGGCUCAUGGUCGCAUCCGUGGCAUCCUGACCCCGCUGCCCUCCGACCUCCUGGGGCCUGUUAUCCAGUACCUGGGAGUACCAUACGCAAGGCCUCCAACGGGGGAUCGGCGCUUCCAGCCUCCCGAGCCUCCUCUACCCUGGCCAGGGAUACGAAAUGUGACGCAGUUUGCUCCAGUAUGCCCGCAGUCGCUGGAUGAGAGGAGCAUGCUGGGAGAUAUGAUGCCGUCCUGGCUCACGGCUAACCUGGAUAUAGCGGCGACGUACCUCACUCACCAAAGUGAGGAUUGUCUCUACCUCAAUAUCUACGUGCCCACUGAGGAAGACAUCCAUGAGGAGGGAGGUCAGCGGCCGGUGAUGGUCUAUGUCCACGGGGGCUCGUAUACAGAAGGCACCGGUAACAUGAUGGAUGGCAGCGUGCUUGCAAGCUACGGCAACGUCAUUGUCAUAACCCUCAACUAUCGCCUAGGAGUGCUGGGAUUUCUUAGUACAGGUGACCAGGCAGCAAAAGGGAACUACGGCUUGUUAGAUCAGAUCCAGGCUCUCCGCUGGGUGAAGGAGAACAUUGGCGCCUUCGGAGGAGACCCAAACAGGGUUACUGUAUUCGGAUCCGGGGCCGGAGCUUCCUGCGUCAGCCUCCUCACCUUGUCUCACUACUCAGAGGACCUGUUCCACAGAGCCAUCAUCCAGAGUGGCAGCGCUUUAGCCAGUUGGGCUGUCAACUACCAGCCCAGCAAGUACGCCCGGCAGCUUGGCGAGAGGGUGGGCUGCGGCAUCGACGACAGCACCCAACUGGUCGCCUGCCUUCAAGGCCGGAGUUACCGCGAACUUGUGGAGCAGAACGUUACACCGGCCAAAUAUCAUACAGCCUUUGCCCCUGUGAUUGAUGGUGAUGUUAUACCUGAUGACCCCCAGAUUCUGAUGGAGCAGGGAGAGUUUCUGAACUACGACGUGAUGCUGGGGGUUAAUCAGGGCGAGGGCGUGAAGUUUGUGGAGGGCAUCGUGGACUCAGAGGACGGUGUCACGGCUGAGGACUUUGACUUUGCUGUGUCAGACUUUGUGGACAGUUUGUAUGGAUACCCAGAAGGCCGAGAUACACUGAGAGAGAGCAUAAGGUUCAUGUACACAGACUGGGCGGACCGAGACAAUGCAGAAACCCGGAGGAAGACUCUCGUAGCGCUGUUCACAGACCACCAAUGGGUGGCACCAGCGAUCGCCACAGCUGACCUCCACGCUCAGUACGGAUCCCCCACCUACUUCUACUCCUUUUACCACCACUGCCAGAGUGACGCUACACCUCCCUGGGCUGACUCUGCCCAUGGUGAUGAGGUGCCCUACGUGUUCGGCGUGCCCAUGGUGGGACCCACUGAUCUGUUCAACUGUAACUUCUCCAAGAACGACGUGAUGCUGAGCGCUGUAGUCAUGACUUACUGGACCAACUUUGCCAAGACUGGUGACCCAAACCAGCCAGUUCCUCAAGAUACCAAGUUCAUCCACACUAAACCUAACCGUUUUGAAGAGGUGGCCUGGUCCAAGUACACCCCUAAAGAGCAGCUGUACCUCCACAUUGGCCUGAAGCCCCGUGUCAGAGACCACUACCGUGCCACCAAAAUCUCCUUCUGGCUCCAGCUGGUCCCUCACUUGCAUCAUGUCAAUGAGCUCCUCCAGUCGGUGUCCUCCUUCACGCAUAGUCCGUCUCCACAGGACGACACCCCUUAUUCUUACACCAAGCGUCUAGCCAAAGGUUGGCCGCCUAGUAGCACACGCCAUCCAGGUUCACAGGCAGGUACUCCUCAGCCACCGGAGUCUGCUUUAGGCCAAGGUGGGGAAGAAAACGGGGUCCGCGUCCCUAAUGAGGACUACUCAACUGAACUCUCAGUGACGAUUGCGGUGGGAGCGUCACUGUUGUUUCUCAACAUCCUCGCGUUCGCGGCUCUGCUAUACAAGAAAGACAAGAGGCGUCUGGAGCAUCGUCGGCCUCGUCCGCUUCCUCCCCCGCGACGAGACAUCACACCUGCAGAUGUCGCCGCCCACCUGCAGGGGGAGGGACUAAUGUCAUUACAGGUGAAGCAGCUGGAGUGUGAUGUUGCAUCAGCAGACGAGAGGAACAACACUCACCACCAUCACACUCUAGACACGCUGGACGCCCUGGACGGCAUGGACACCCAGGACAUCUACAGCACACUGGACACCGUGCGCCUCACCUGCCCACCCGAUUAUACCCUCACCUUGCGCCGCUCACCUGAUGACGUCCCCCUCAUGACCUCUCUGACCCCAGGAUCACUGCCUGUGACCCCUGGGUCACACCCUGUUACCCCGGCAACUCCAAUGACCCCCAUGACGCCCGGCUCAGUGGUGGGGAUGAGGAUGGGGAAUCCGCACCAGGGAUACACACACCAUAGCCCAUAUAGUAAUACACACUUGCCACACACACACAUCUCAGCGCACACACACUCCACCACGCGUGUAUAACCGCAGCAAGAUAACUGCACAUACAGGGACAUAAUUAUAACACACACACACAGCUACUAACGAGCACACACACACCCGUGCGUACACACACACGCACACACACACACACGCACACACACACACACACACACACGCACACACACACACACACACACACACACACACACACACACACACACACACACACACAUAUAACAAAAGACUUAAAUACCUCUACUAAUUACCCUGCAGGAUUGUUACAGAUGGAGUGACAGAAAGACAUUUUCAGUAACAGGAUGAAAAGACAGACAGCUGUGUGUUGCAUGUCUGGGAACUGAAGAAAAACUGGAUCCCAGGAGAUGCAGUUCUAUGCAUCAUUCGCUUAUAUCCUGGAACAAGACGAGCCAAGACAUCCAUCAAAUGUCUCCAAACCUGCUUUGGAUAUUAAAUCUUCUGCUUUUUCUACACCUGAGGAGUAAGAGGAGGAGCUCUGUGGCGAAAGGGUCAGUUAUGGAUCAGUUUACAUCUCGUACUGUACCUGUGCUGCACAGUGAAGCAGUGCUGGGACUGAGCAAAGCAGAUGCAGAUGCAGGGCUGAGCUAAAGAGUACCACACACAGACUGCUGAUGUCAACUUGAACAACCUGUGAAAUGUGAAUGUAGCAUUUUUUCCAUUAAAAGAUCAAAGGCCCUAUCUGCCAAGGAUCAAACUAAGCUGUGGAGAAAAUAACAAAUUUCAGCAAGAGAUGGAUGUAAAGACAGACAGAGAGGAAGAGGGGAUUAAAAAAAACAACAUUAGUUGAUGGAAAAGUUAGUCAGAUGGUGUGAAAAAGAUUAAGAUUUUAUUGAGAGGGAUUUAACAGCUGCGAGAGCGAGAAAGACAAAGUGAGAUAGAGUGAAAUGGAAAACACAGGAAUGGAAAGUGUGCCAAGAGACAGAAACUAGCUUCAGCAGAAGAAGGGUUGUCAGAUUUACUGAAGAAUCACUCUAACCAGCUAUGUGUUAAACUCUUGUAAAUAGAAUGGAAAGAAACAGAUGAUAUAUUAUGAUUUAUAGCAUUUACCUGCUCUUGCAUUAAAACAUGACUUAUUUAACCACAUUAUUGCUUUCAUUUCAGAUAUUACUAUAUUAUUGUAUAGAUGUCCUAAAGCAAGGCUGGUUGUCUUUCUAUCUCACCCACUGUAGUAUGUACACAGUACAUUUAUUUAAAGGCUAUAUUUGCUAUGCACAGCCAUUUCAGUAAUUCUUAACUGUGUAAACAUCUAGAUACUUGUUUAGUAGUUGAAGUAUAGGACAUUUUUCACACCAUCCUGUCUAUUUGUUUAACCAUUGGGUGAUGAGCUAGUACUGUGUAGAUAAUGCAAUAUUGGUUUGAUGAUUGAGCACCAGCCAAAAACCAUGACCCUUAACCCUUUGAACCUAACCCCUUCCCGUUCUCCUUUCCCCUUUGCUCCUAAAAUUCUUCUAAUAGGCCUUUCCCGUAAUUCCUAAUUAACCUAACCUUAACAGACAGGUGGUGAUGAUUCAGGGGGUCCCGAGUAACAGCAAGUCCCAAAAGGUCAAGAAUGCUUUUUCAUAUUUGUGUGACCUUUAUGUUUCACACCUUACCAGGGGCCCCAGUAAUUCUAGAAGCGCCCCUGCUUGAACUACCUAAUGCUGACUGAAACCUUCUCCCUCUCAACAGAGAUCGAAAACAUUUCGCAAACUAAGAAUUGUUGAAGCUUAAAAUCUCUCCACAGUGUCACCCUGUAGAAAAAUGUGGAUCUGUCACCCACAUUUUAAAAGUCUGGAGUUGGGUUUACUACAUGCCACCAUGGUGUCAAUUGUUUGGAGCCAAAUUUGAUUAACGAGCUGGAGGCUGGGUGGAGCUGAGGAGGGAUGAUCACCUCGGCUUUGUGUGAUCGUUUGAUAGACUUGACAUUGAUGGCAAACACGCCUCCAAACAUGCCGCUUGUUAAGCCUUAAUACCAUCUUAACGAAGCAAUACUGCUUUUCAAAUUGCCACUAAGACACACUUUAGAGCAGUGAAAUGAAUGAUCAAACUGACAACCAUCCAGUGGAAAUAAUGAUUGACUGGAUUUCAGAGAGAAGCUGGAGGUUUUCCUGCUGACUUCACAGUGAGUGCUUGGGGGACGGUCGUGGUUACUGCUAUGUGUCAUCAUAAUAAGACUCCCAGCAUUUCUAAAAUCAAUUUCAACCAUUCUGGCAUUGUGGCAGACAUGUGGUACUGUAGUUUUACUAAGAUAAAAAACCCCAACCUCCCAUACCUUAAUCCUAACCGCUAACUCAACCAAAGGCCCUAACCCCGUUAUUGUAAUUUACCUAUUUUAUCCUCUUUUCCUGCUUUCCUUCCCUGUCUCCUCUACCCCCAACCCCAGCCCCCACCCCUCCCAGCCUCACCUGUGCGACUACAUGCAGCUUUGUCACAGUGAGGCCUAUUUAACCUCCUCUCAUCCUAAGUAACUUCUUCACGAGAGAUUUUAGUUAACUGUCAACAGAAUACAUGAAAAAUGAAAGCCGAAAAAUGUGUAGAUGGCAAGCAAAGAACUUUUACAAAAUGAUAUAAAAAUUAAUGUUAAACAGAUGUUUGAUUGACUGAAUAUUUUUUUCAUAUGGGUUUAUUGACUCAGCGGAUGGCUGGAUUGUGUCAAGCAUAAAACAUUUCUGCUGCAUUUUUGAAAAAUAAAAUAUCAGUAUUUUACAAUUUA